UAAACUAAUAUAAAGUUUUUAUUCAAACGCAUAUGUGAAUGAAUAUGUAAUGUUCGAUAAUACAUGAUAAAAAAAAUAGGCACACAUAUUGACUCUACGUCUAAUGGAAGCGCCCAGCGUAUGUGUUUAAAUAUUUUUUAUUUUUUAAUUAAGGAAGUGGUUUUAAAGGGCCAGGUGAUUUGUAGCGAAAAUAUACGGCAAGAGCAAUGGAGCAGUGUGCCUGUGUAGAGAGAGAGCUGGAUAAAGUGCUUUACAGAUUUGUAAUGUAUGGCCACCUCUCAGAAGAAAGCCUAGAUGAGCUACUUCGUUAUGUCUCUGAAGUGAGAAGACAUUUGGCCAGCUCAGGCCUAAAAGAUGGUGAUUUGACAGGUAUUGUAUACUCCUCAAUGUCUCAGUGCUGUAAGAAUAUUAAAGAAUCGCUACAGAGACUGGCAUCAAGUCACAAAGACAUUCAUGGGAGUGUGUCUAAAGUAGGAAAAGCCAUUGAUAGGAAUUUUGAUGCAGAAAUAAGUGCUGUGGUGGCAGACAAUGUGUGGGAACUGCAAGAACGUCAGAAAUAUUUAAGUGAAACCAUCGUGGAGCACUUGUACAGGCAAGGCAUGCUGAAUGUUGCAGAGGACUUGUGUAAGGAGUCUGGAGUAGCAAUUGAUAUAAGCAUGAAGCAGCCCUUCUUAGAACUAAAUCGAAUUUUAGAAGCCCUAAAAAUGAGGGAUCUCCACCCAGCAUUAGAGUGGGCUAUUACAAACAGGCAGAGACUUUUGGACCACAACAGCACUUUAGAAUUUAGACUUCAUCGUCUCUACUUCAUCAGUCUUCUCAGUGGAGGAAUGAAGAAUCAGGCAGAGGCACUUCAGUAUGCACGUCAUUUCCAGCCCUUUGCUACUCAGCAUCAAAGAGAUAUCCAAAUUCUAAUGGGUAGUCUAGUUUAUUUGCGUAUUGGCAUUGAGAAUUCACCAUAUCGCCACUUACUUGAAAAUACUAAUUGGUCUGAUAUUUGCACCAUUUUUACAAGAGAUGCUUGUGCUCUUCUUGGACUUUCUGUGGAAUCGCCAUUAAGUGUCAGUUUUUCUUCGGGAUGCAUGGCACUUCCUGUCUUGAUGAACAUUAGGCAGGUGAUUGAACAACGACAGUGCACUGGUGUGUGGAGUCAUAAGGAUGAGCUUCCGAUUGAAAUCGAUCUGGGAAAAAAGUGUUGGUACCACUCUGUGUUCUCCUGCCCAAUUCUCAGACAGCAAACAACUGAGACAAACCCACCUAUGAAGCUGAUUUGUGGCCAUGUAAUAUCUCGUGAUGCUUUGAACAAACUAAUCAAUACAGGAAAAUUAAAAUGUCCCUAUUGUCCAAUGGAACAAAAUCCUUCAGAUGCUAAGCAGAUUUUCUUUUGACAAUGUUAGAAGGUUUGGACCUUUGGUUAUUGGUUAAUGGAGAUCUAUGUGCACUAGGUCUGCCUUAGCAGCCACCUCUGUUGCCUUUUGAAAUGUAUGGAAGCAAAGCAUUAAGUGUGCUAUCCCUUCUUUCAAUGCAGAUUAAGUGAAAUUGGAUUGGUGUUUAAUGAAGAAUAAGAGAAAUGUGAAUGCACAAGUGACCAAACUGAAUAAAGAUUUUGUUUGCUAGCAAUAAUUAAGUGAAAAGCUGUUGUUUAAGAUACAGCAUCUAUGGUGUACUUCCCAACUUGCUUUCAUUACACCCGUGCCCUGGCAGUUGUUGGGCCACAGGCAGUCAUUUUGAAGUGAAUACAGACUUACUCUGUAGGAUUUGAAAAUGUGGUUAUUCUAUUUGUUUAUCCAAAACUCCAUUUACUAAUUAUAGCAAGUCUGUAUGGAGUAACCUUAUUCUCCCAGAACCAACACAGCAUUAGGGGGAAAUGCUGAUGUGACCCUACACAGCCUAUCAAAUUCUAUAAGGCAAGAUUAUUACUGAUGUUAUACUCAGCAAACCAAAAAUUACAGCAAACAAAGAAGACAGACCACCUCAAUGAAUGCAAACCACUAUCCAUUGACCUUAAAUUUUAAAUCGGACCAUUCAGUAGCGUUACAGACAUGAUCACAAAUAGCUGCACUUUAAUUGACAAAAGCAUGUUUUGGAAGUGUUCUUUCUUAACCCAAGGUUUUUGAUUUGUUGUCUCUAUCUGUGUGUUCUAUUUUUUUUUCCCUUGAAAAAUAUUUUGCUGGGUGAAUUUAUGACAGGAUUGCAACCUACUAGAUAGUGUUUAUAUAUUGCAGUAGAACUGAUCCCAGCCCAUGACAUUCAUAAUCCCAGACCUUUGGACUGGUAAGCUCUUGUAACAUACAGCCAAUAGGGUGUUGUAUACAGCAAAGUGCAUACUGAUGUGUGUGUGUGUGUAUGUUAUUUAUUGAAAAAUCAGUCAUAAAAUAUUGGACAAAGACUUAGGAAUAAGCUGGAACAUUUAAAUUGGGGAUGAUAUACAGGCCUGUACAGAAGUAUAUAAAUAUCUGGUAAUCCUAGUUAUAUAUCAGUAGUUGUUGCUUAUGAAGGACUGUGAAAUGCACUUUUACACAUUUGUUUGCCAGUGAAGUGAUAGAAACCUUAUAUAAUUACUGAGUCUUUCAACUGAACUACAGGAAACGUUAAUUGGUAGCUUGACAGAAGUACCUAGAGUCUGGUGAAAAGCAAAACUGCUAAUUAUGUUUGUAUUUUUAAAUUAAAUAAACUUAAUUUUAUUUUUUCCCUUGCAUUCAUAGCUUAAAGUACCUGAUAUUUUGAAAAUAAUUUGGUGUUCGAAUUAUGUUUUAAAAUAUUUUUCCCCCCCAUCUUUCAUUCACUCCCUCUCAAAACAGACACUUGGAGGUUCACAGUCUCUUUGUUGUUAACAUUUGACAUUUGCCCCCCUACUUCCAAGUCCUGGAUUUUGUGAUCAUACCUAUCCGUGCACAGUAUUUUCAGAUUUUUUUCAGAAGCUUUCAGGCCUGCAGGUGGCAAAAUUGUAUACUGUAUAUACUGUAAACUUUCUGUGAUACGAUGGCUUUAGAGAUCAGCUUGAUCAGUAGAAAAUGACAAAGCCCUGUAUGGAAGUUUUUUGCAAACAACCUUAAAAGCAUCAAAAGUAAGCACUUUGCCUUGGGUCAGGAUAGGUUGUCUGCUGUACAGAUUAAGGGUAAAAUCUCCACAAACCCCAAAAUUUACACAUAGUAUCAUCACAAAUUUAGCUUAUAACCCGUUUGUUUGCAAAGAAAAAAGAAAUGUUCAAGAAUGAGGCAAGAUUCAUAGAGCACAUACAAGUCCACGUAAUGCAAGAGAGCAAACAUUAAUAUUAUGUUUGCAAAGGUCAGCAUCUUGGGGAACAAAGUUAGUCAGACACAAAAUUACAGAGAAGCCAAAGUUGAUUUGUCCAUUAAAACUGACACGUCUACAAGGCUACAGUUUCUGACACGCAGUCAUUAAGCACAUUUAUCACUUUUCUUAACCCCCAAUUUAACAUGUGAGUAAAUGUUAUGGUGGGAGUAUAAGAAAGUGAAUUGUGCAAUGGCAAAAGAAGUAUUUAGUCAUUUGUUGUUUGAUUUAUUCCAGUUAAAUUUCUAUUGAAAAUUUGCUUGGCAAAAGUGCAGUUUGCUCAGCACAAACUAUCAAAAAAUAUAAGUAUCUUAUAAAAUGUUUCAAAUUUAGUAUCUGUUUUGGUUUUUAAUGUGACAUACCUCUAGGCUUCUACUAAGAUUAGAUAAAUAUAUUAUAAACCAGUGCUUCCCAAGCUCGGUUCUAGGGACCCACUGUGGCUGCAGGUUUUUGUUCCAACCAACUUCUGUUUUUAAUUGGACUCCAAGCCCAAUUAAGUGAGCUAUUAUUUCUGAGUUUCUAUGUUUUGGAGUCAAUGGAGAAAUAACAAAACUAAGUUUGGUAAAUAUUUAUUAUAAUGUACUAAGGGGAUAGUUUGUUUUUUUUCACAAUUUUCAGCCUGACUUUCAUUCUGCUUUUCCAGGUGUUCUGAUUGUUUAAUUUAUUAUCUACUAAUUAGUGGGUUUGACUCUAAAGUAAUUGCAGCCUUUCAUCAUUCAGUGUUGCUUACCCAGCUGCCAGUUCUGUUUGUUUUAAUUAUCAUUAUUAGGAUACAAUGAAGGGUGCAAAUUGCAUAAAAAAAUAACAAAACAACAGGACAACAACAAAAGAGAGGUAAGCAUUUACAGCAAAAGAAGAAAUAUUUCUAAAUGUCUUAUACAGUAAAUUUAAAAAUCAUCAUACUGCUGUGCUUUUCUAAAGGCAGAAUAAGAGAAGGGAAAAAGACCAUCUAUAUAAAUGAGAUCAAUUAUUAUCACUAAUUGUGAUUUUGGCUGGAAUAAAAACCUGCAGCCACAGUGGGUCCUCAGGACAGAGUUUGGGAACCACUGAUGUAAACCCCUUAAGUCAACAGUUCUGUCUAUUUGUGACACUAAACUCCAUAAUAUCUCUAACCAUACUAUAAAUACUAAAAGUAAUAUUUAUAGUAUAAAUAUAAAAUAGAUACAUCUUGGUGAUAUGAAAAUUAAGAAUUUGUAGCUGUUACUGAUUUUUAGUUUGCCUUAUGUUUAAAUGACCUGCUUUUUAUGAUUAAUAAAUGUUGUUUUUUCUUGUAUGAAAGAAAAAUUUUAGGUCUGAGAAAUGGGAGAUCUUCUCUAAUUCUCUAAGCAAUUUAAAAAAAAAAGAAAAAUCAACAGUUUUGGAAAUGUCUGUUGUGACAGUGACCACACUAAGAGGUCAUAGAAUUAAAUAAUGUGCUUUAUUAAUGGCAAAAAAUGGUUUUUAAUUGAAAAAUUAGAGUAAAACGAGUGGACUUCCACGAACUUAGGAAGUUUGAGACUGCUGAUUUAUUAGUUGGCUUGCUUUGCAUCUCAUUAUUGUCUGGCAGCUGGUUAAGGAAAGGAGAAACAAUUAAGGGGUCUGAGUCUUAAAAAAAAAUAAGUCAAUUUAAAGUAAAAGCAAAUGACAGUUAAAGCAGCAAUUGACUAGUAAUUAACAAAGUGUUUGUAGCAAAAACCUUUAGCCACUGUGGCUCUCCAGGAUCUGAGCUUGGCACUCACACACUAUUUCAUUCCUUGAAGAUAUUUCUAGCCUAAACAACAAAAAAUACACUGUUUCUAGAAGACAGGAAAAGACGACAAAAUAUAGUACAGAGGUGUAGUUGUUUUGUAAUGUAUGCUGCGCACAAAUAUUUUUUCCUCUUUUAUCGGAGGCACAUUGUUAUACUUACUGUACAGACAUUGCAGGUUACUCCUGCAUAUUCCUGAAGCCUGUGAUAGCUUGUGGAUGGACUGGUAAGUGAACAGUAAUGCUAUUAGUAUCCUCUUAACCCAAGUUUAGUAAAAACAGAAUUUAUGAAUCUUUAAUGAGCCAAUCAUUCAGAUAAUUAGAUAACUAUAUUAUGUAUUACUUACUUUAAGCAUUACCGUGAUGACUGUGACACUAGUAAAGAACUUUAAAACCAAACUGACUGAAUAGUUUAGUAUCCUGUUUCCACUUCAAAAUGCAUAGUGAAGUUAAUCCAUGUAACACAGCAUUACAUUUCUUUAGCCAAUCCCCAUGACGAAAGCCAUGUAGACAUCACAAAGCUGAAAUGGUUUCUGUAUUCUGGCAGUUUGAGUGACCUACUCUGGCUUUGACAGUGAGUGGAGACUGAACUGGUAAGAUGAUAUUUUUUUCUGUUGCACAUCCUUUACCAGUAUACCACACCAGUUGACAAUCCGCACAACCCUGAGUUUAAUUAAGCUGAUUUGUAAGUGCAUGUAUGGAUGAUUAUGCCAGUAGCUUGCUUAUUGCAGGCCUUGUUUUCAUAUUAUGCCAUUUUCCUGUCAUGUUGUAUAUGUUUGAGUAAGAAAUUGCAGUGGCUUUUGCAACUUCCUCCAUUUAUGAAUAUUUAUUGUAACUGACAUGGAAAUUUGAAGGCAAUAUUUACAACUCUUUAAUUACCAAACAUCAAAAAAGCAAUUAGACCUUCAUCUUUAUUUUUUUUUUUCUAUUUCUAAUAUUAAAGUGGUGACGAGCAGUGUGGCUCUGUGGCUGAGGCGCUGGAACCUAAACCAUGAGGUUGCUGUUUUUUCCUGCCUCUUUAACUCGCCCAGAGCAACUCGUAACCUGUUUGUGCUGUCACAGCUGCACCAUAUACAGUACCUGUUCUUGUAAAGCGCCUCGAGAUGGCUUUUAUUUUAGAUAGGUUGUUUGUGAUUGUGUUGACUCGGAUGAAGAAGGAUUAAACAUUUCUUUGAUCUCAUCGAAUGCUGUAUUUUAUUCAUAACUCUCCAUGGAUAAAGCAGAUCAUUCGUAGACUAUAAAUACAAUAUUUGUGUCUUAUUAGCCUUUCUAGUUAUUCUGUUGAAUAUUUAUGGAAGUCUUCGUGGUUUUUGUGCAAAUUUUAAGAAAGAAACGUGCAUUGGAAGAUACUGGAAUAGAAAUUUAUUACUGUUACAGUUAAUUUAAAAAGAUAAAAUUUUAUUAGCAAAGCUGCAGUCUCAUCCUUUAAAUAAUAUUGACUUGCACAUCUCCUGCAAUCAAUGGAGCAUUGUACAUUGAUUAAUGUGUGCAGCAACUGAUAUUCAUUUGAAAGGGACCACUGUGCAUCUCUAGAAAGAGAGAUCUUGCUAGAAAUGAAUCUGCAUAUCAUGUUGUGAAACAUGCACUAUAAAUGAGGUAAUGAUGAUUACGAGAUGGGUCAUAACUGUGAGCAGACUCAUUCUGGAGUAUUUUAGGCAUACAUGCUAUCUGUGACAUUACCACUGGUGCCAUUUUGCCUCAUUACUUUGUAAUAUUACUUGAAGUUUUAUUUUUCUUGCAAAGCAGUAAGCAGUGUUCCCAACAGUGUCUACUACCGGUUUGUCUCGUCUAAAAACAUUUCCAGGUUUUUAGUUGCAAAUUUACUACUGCACUUUUAGUAUGUAUUGUAUAAAAUGACUUUGUCUUUCCCAUUAAAGUUUAUUUAGUUUAUGUCAAGUUCUUGGCUUCAUGAUUAUGUCUUGCUGAUUUGUCACCUGCAGUUCCCAUCUUGAUGUUUAAAGGCAUUGACUGUAUUUCUGAGCAUCAGCAUAACACAACAGCACGUUGUACGAAGCCAAGUGCAUUUCUGUGUUACAUUAAUGACAAUGCAAUUUUUAUUGUAAAUUUUAUUCUUGUAUUAUGUUUCAGUGUAUAUACAUAUAUAACUAUGCUUAUUUAAAAAUAAAUCAAUUUGUACACAA
Molecule: messenger RNA, 7157 nt
Organism: Erpetoichthys calabaricus (reedfish)
Lineage: Eukaryota; Metazoa; Chordata; Cladistia; Polypteriformes; Polypteridae
Gene: rmnd5b
Product: required for meiotic nuclear division 5 homolog B
Exons: 10
Coding region: 207-1385 (392 amino acids)
Biological process (GO): proteasome-mediated ubiquitin-dependent protein catabolic process
Cellular component (GO): cytoplasm; nucleus; GID complex
Molecular function (GO): ubiquitin protein ligase activity; protein binding
Source: RefSeq, a predicted model, not a curated record